Messenger RNA from Nanorana parkeri, 1482 nucleotides. Its product is annotated as KIAA0825 ortholog. The record is from RefSeq and is a predicted model, not a curated record. The coding region runs from base 1 to 1482 and encodes 493 amino acids. Lineage: Eukaryota; Metazoa; Chordata; Amphibia; Anura; Dicroglossidae. The transcript has 7 exons.
AUGGUUCCGCUGAACGAGAGUCCCGUACAGCAGCGUCUGGCGGAUAGUACCGGGACAGGAUGUGGGCUGCAGGUAACUAGUCUCCCAUCCCCGUUAGAUUGCAGUGAGGACAUGGACGUCACUCUCCUGCAGCUUCACGUAUCGGCGGGAAAUAGCGAGAGGCGUGUCCUGAGAGCUCGUUCACAGCUAGCCAAUGGGGAGCGUCCGCUGUGCCGAGGGGCGCUCAGUGUUGCGUUCGGGGAGCGGCGCCGUAGGGUGCAGGAGCAGAUACCGGGUAUGGAUAGAACACCCGCACCAGUGGAGGGGAAGGAUCGUUCACCGAAAGAUAUCAGUAUGGAAUCUGUUUGUGAAGAUCCGUUAAGCUGUGCCCUGUUGGAUUCUGCAUUGGAUAUGUUUCCAGGACAUUUGGAGUGUCAGCAGAUCCUUACAGACAUUGAUGAGAAGCUAAAAGAGAAUUCUUUAUGUAUCAGCAUGGAAGAAUGUCUGGAAAAGCUGCGUUUGGAAACAAAUGAAAAGUGUGGCGGUGUUCUGCAAAACAAUGAGGACUACUUGAAGUGGCUAAAUAAUCACACUAUGUCCUGCUCGCUGUUUGAUAUUCCCUUCUCAGAUGUCAUGGCGUUCCUUCAGACUGUGCAACAUUUGUUGAAAAACAGCAAAGGUCAGGAAGAUAUGAUCCUGCAGCUUCUAGUAGACCUUUCCAGUGAGUGCGGUGUAACUUUUCCUACUUCAGCCAGUGGAAGAUCCUUUCAGUGCACAUCUCAGACCUCACUACAUGCUAUUGAUGAUGACCUGUCCAUGGAUUUGCAGACUGUAUGGGAUGAUGUGAGACUUCAUUUACGGCGGCAUCUAGUUGCAAAAUUGCAAGCCACUUCUCAUAGUUCUAAUAGUCAUUCUGGAAUUCAGAUCAAAUCUAAGUGUUUGCAUUACCUGCUUUUUCUUUAUCCAGAGUCUGAUGUCCUUGUUAAAUACCAGAAUAUUCAGCAUCAUUUUGUAGUUGAACAUCUUCAUAACUACAGAGGGAGAAAUGCUGAAAAUAUACUUGGGGCUUACCAGAAUGCUGUUCCCAAGCUAUACACAAGGAUAAAAGAGGAUAUGUUUGUUUUAAGCCGUGUUAUAGACUCUUCAUUAAUUAUUAAGUUUAUCAAUGAGACUUUCUUUGAAACCAUCACAGAAGAGAUGAAAACAUUCUUUGAAAUACUUUGUGAAACUGGCACAGAGGAGCAGGCUCUCCAGCCACCCAGACUCAACAAGAAGAAGCACAAACAGAGAGUCCAUGCCCUUGCUGUUACCAUAGAAGACAAUCAGAGAAAAUCUGGAGGCACAACUUUACAGCUAAAUCAGCUGAAAUUAUUGUCCAGAUUCAUCAAACUCUUCCUGUGGCUUGAAGAGGAAGUAGAAAAAUCAAGUUCUGAGAUCCUCUUUCUUUCAUGUUACCCAGAAUUAAAGGGACAUGUAUCAGAUAUGUGCAGUAAUUCAGAGUGA